GGGGCUGCCCGCCGCCCGCCGCGCCGGAGCCCGCGGCGCGCCGCCCAUGCGAGACCCCCGCGGCCCGGGCAGCGCGCAGCGACCCCCGGCCGGGCCAGGCAUGUGAAGAUGUCAGUGGGCUGUGCAUGCCCUGGCUGUUCCUCUAAGUCGUUCAAGCUGUACUCGCCAAAGGAGCCCCCGAACGGCAACGCCUUCCCCCCCUUCCACCCGGGCACCAUGCUGGAUCGAGAUGUGGGACCUACUCCCAUGUACCCACCGACGUACCUGGAGCCUGGAAUUGGGAGGCACACGCCGUACGGGAACCAGACCGACUACAGGAUAUUUGAGCUCAACAAGCGGCUGCAGAACUGGACAGAGGAAUGUGACAAUCUGUGGUGGGACGCCUUCACCACGGAGUUCUUUGAGGAUGACGCCAUGUUAACAAUCACUUUCUGCUUGGAGGAUGGACCAAAGAGAUACACGAUCGGCCGGACUCUGAUUCCCCGUUACUUCCGCAGCAUCUUUGAAGGGGGGGCCACAGAGCUCUACUACGUGCUCAAGCACCCCAAGGAGUCCUUCCACAACAACUUCGUCUCGCUGGACUGCGACCAGUGCACCAUGGUCACCCAGCACGGCAAGCCCAUGUUCACCCAGGUGUGUGUGGAGGGGCGGCUCUACCUGGAGUUCAUGUUCGACGACAUGAUGAGGAUAAAGACGUGGCAUUUCAGCAUCCGCCAGCAUCGAGAGCUCAUCCCCCGCAGCAUCCUUGCCAUGCAUGCACAGGACCCCCAGAUGCUGGACCAGUUAUCCAAGAACAUCACCCGCUGUGGGCUCUCAAACUCCACACUCAACUACCUCCGACUCUGUGUAAUCCUAGAACCAAUGCAGGAGCUCAUGUCACGGCACAAGACCUACAGCCUCAGUCCCCGGGACUGCCUCAAGACUUGCCUCUUCCAGAAGUGGCAGCGGAUGGUCGCUCCACCUGCGGAGCCAGCGCGGCAGCAGCCCAGCAAGCGCCGGAAAAGGAAGAUGUCGGGGGGCAGCACCAUGAGCUCCGGCGGGGGAAACACCAACAACAGCAACAGCAAGAAGAAGAGCCCAGCCAGCACCUUUGCCCUGUCCAGUCAGGUACCUGAUGUGAUGGUGGUAGGCGAGCCCACGCUGAUGGGGGGGGAGUUUGGGGAUGAGGACGAGCGGCUCAUCACCCGGCUGGAGAACACGCAGUUUGACGCCGCCAACGGCAUCGACGACGAGGACAGCUUCAACAACUCGCCGGCACUGGGGGCCAACAGCCCCUGGAACAGCAAACCGCCCUCCAGCCAGGAGAGCAAGUCAGAGAACCCCACGUCGCAGGCGUCGCAGUAACGGCCCCCCCGCCGCCCCGUGGACUCAGUCCCAACCGAUCUACCUGUACAUUUGCAACGGAGAGUGACUGGGAAGCGGCGAGGUACCGGGGGCGGAUUGGCGCCGUGCGGCCGACGGGGUGCACGGCCUGGGGCGCGUGCCCGGCGGGCAGCCCCCAGCCCUCUCCCCCCGCCGCCUCCCCGCUCCCCCCACACCUGUCUCCCCGCCGGACCCCAGAGCAGGGGUGGGCUUCCGGGGCCGUAGCUUCGUUAUUCCCCUUUCUCCCUCUUCCUCCCUGCUUCUUCCCCGGAGAGCUUCUCAUCCCCGCCCUGAUGUGCCCAGCCUCUGCCUGCUGAGCGGGGAGAAUUAGGAGGGAGGUGUCGGCAGUGGCCGGCACGACCGAGAAGCUAGCGGCGUGCGAAUGCCAUGUGUUGGGGUCUGGCACAGCCCAGAGACCCUCCUCCUCUCCUCCUCCUCCUCCCCGGGUCCUACGGCUGGGGUUUGCUGGGCAGCCACCUGCAGCAGGGUUGCACAUCCCCAGCCCAACCUGGGGCUGGGUGGGGGGGCCGGUGAUGGAAGGCCUUCCCCGUGCUGCCGGCUCUGCCACGGAGCUUCCUCCAGCUGGGGUCGGAUCCUGCUGCGCUGGGCUGGUGUUGAGGAUAGGGCCCCGUCGCAUUUCCCUGCUCUCCUGCACCCUCCCUUUCCCCUCGCUCCCCAGGGGCAAGAGCGCAGCAGGGCCGUGGGGGGACUCUGUAUAUAGGAAGCACGUGGUGGGGGGGUUUGGGGGGACUGGGGGGGGUGCACGGAGGACCUGCGGCUCUGCCAGAGCAGCCGGUGCCUGGGCUCCCUGCCCACAGCCCCUGCGUUUCCCCCCACCCCGCGUGAGUCCGCCUGGGGCCCCUUUGCAACCCCCGGCUCCCAGUACCUCCUACUUUUGUCUUUUUUUAAGAAAAAAAAAUAAUAUUAUUAAAAUUGUAAGUUUAAAAAAAAGAAAAAAAAAAAUGGGACAAGCCCUCCCCAGCCCCCUCGCCGGUUCCCCCCUCCCCACCCUGAGCCCUCUCACCCUGUCCUGACUUUUGUACAGGCUUCUUCUCUUGGGAGUCUCGUUUUAUAUCCAGUUCGGAGAGCUUCAAACCAAGGAGAGACUUUGCAGACUUCCUUUCUAAUCCCUCCAGGGGCCGGGGGGGGGCAGCCCCCCGCCUCCCUCCUCAAUGUAAAUCUUGUGUGCUGUUGUACCCGCUCCCCCCACCCCCGCCUCGGGUUCGUGUACCUCGUGCUUGUACAUUUCCGCGCUGUAGACAGUGUGUACGAUACUGUUCUUUCAAUGUGUUAUCACUAGAGCAGGUGCCUCCAUUGAUGUUAGGGGAAACGAUGAGAAAAAUAAUAAUUUUGGGGGUUUUUUUGGUUUAAAAAAAAGAAAAAGAAAAAAAAAAAUCCCUUCCAAGGCUUCUUCCAAGGAGAAGAUGGGAGGUGCUGGGGGAGGGCGUUUGUGCUCACCAGCUCACCCCAGCAGCCUCGGAGGGGGGUUUUGGGGGGAGCUGGGGGUCAGGGCUGCCCAUGGGCACCCCCCGGCAUGGCCCCGAGGUGGGGUUGCAGCGAGCGCUGCCACAGGGGUGGCCGGGGUAGUGGGGGGACUGCCCUGGUGUGGUGCGGGGGUGCGUGUGUGCAGGAGUGCGUGUGCGAGAGGUUUGUGCGUCUGUCUGUGCGUGUGUAAGGGAGCCCGGGGCAGGCGGAGCAGCCCUGCGGUUUGGGGGAGGGGGGGUGCACCCCACUCUCCACCAGACCCCCCCUCUCCCAGCUCCCCGCAGGGGAUCCCGCAGGCGGGGAUCCCGCAGCACGUGUCCUGCUGCCCCAUGGGGCUGGCAGGAGUCCCUGAGGGGCUCCCCCCCUGCACGGGGUCUCUGGCUGCAGCAGGGGUGUCGCCUGCACCCUGUGUCUCGCCCACUCGUGGCUGAGACUGCAAGGGGUGGCCGAGCCAGGGGGACACACCCCCACCCCCUGCGUCCCCCCUCCUGCUGUCCCCGAGGUCUGGCAGGGAGACGGGAGCCCCUUGGCUCAGUCCUGGCCUGAUCUCAAGCCCCAGAUCCCCGGAGAGCCACCUGCGUUGGCUCCUGGGCCCCUCCACGGGCAGCCUGAAGGUGGAGGGCUCAGCCCCGCUGACCCCCAGCCGCAGGCAUGGGGGGUCCCCACGGCCCCUUUGCAGGUGGGGGAUAGGCUCCCAGGGUGGGAGCCCGGCGUGGUGGCGAGGGGGGGCUCUGCAUUGCAAUUAAGGUACGAUUCUCGCCGCUGCGCUGCUGGGCUCCUGUGGAGGGUGUGUAGCCCCUCGCUGCCCCCCCCCCCCCCCCCCCCCCGGGCACACUGUAAUGCCUUUUUGUUUCUUUUUUUUUUUUUUUUUUUUUUUCUUCCUCCCCUCCAUAGUUUGUGCCAUUUAUGAGUCAUGUAUGGUACCAAUAAAAUGACUUUUCGGUU
This is a messenger RNA of Harpia harpyja (harpy eagle), 3792 nucleotides long. RefSeq names its product LIM domain binding 1 (gene LDB1). Lineage: Eukaryota; Metazoa; Chordata; Aves; Accipitriformes; Accipitridae. Gene Ontology annotation, biological process: positive regulation of transcription by RNA polymerase II; negative regulation of transcription by RNA polymerase II; nervous system development. The transcript has 11 exons. Bases 109 to 1344 code for a protein of 411 amino acids. Gene Ontology annotation, cellular component: nucleus; transcription regulator complex. The record is from RefSeq and is a predicted model, not a curated record. Gene Ontology annotation, molecular function: LIM domain binding.